Molecule: messenger RNA, 2518 nt
Organism: Calidris pugnax (ruff)
Lineage: Eukaryota; Metazoa; Chordata; Aves; Charadriiformes; Scolopacidae
Gene: PAQR5
Product: progestin and adipoQ receptor family member V
Exons: 7
Coding region: 137-1120 (327 amino acids)
Cellular component (GO): membrane
Molecular function (GO): signaling receptor activity
Source: RefSeq, a predicted model, not a curated record
CCACGGGGCAGCCCCAUCCCCGUCCCAUCGCUUGCCCAGUGGGGAUGUGGCCAGACGGGGUGUGAGGAGCCGUGGGGCUGGUCCCCAGGGAAGCUGAGCCCAAAACAUCCCUCGGAGCCGGAGCCCCGACCGCACGAUGCUGAGCCUGAAGUUACCCCGGCUGCUCAGCGUCCACCAGGUGCCCAAGGGGUACCAGGAGCAGGGGAUCCUCUUUGGGUACCGUCCCCCCCGAAGCUCGGCAGCAGAUUGUCUCCUCAGCGUCUUCCAAAUGACCAACGAGACGCUGAAUAUCUGGACACAUUUUGUGCCUGCCUGGUACUUCGUGUGGACCCUGGUGGGGCGGCUGCGGGGGCCGGGGGGCCCAGAGGACCCCCAUGCCUGGCCCCUCCUGGCCUACCUGCUGACCUGCUGCAUCUACCCCCUGGCCUCCAGCUGCGCCCACACCUUCAGCACCAUGUCCACCCGCGCCCGCCACAUCUGCUACUUCUUCGACUACGCGGCCCUCAGCAUGUACAGCUUGGGGUCGGCGCUGGCGUACUCGGCCUACGUUUUCCCAGCGGAUUGGGUCAACAGCACCUUCCACCACUGCUACGUCCCCAUCGCCCUCUGUAACACCCUCGUCAGCACCGGUCUGUCCUGCUAUUCCAGGUUCCUGGAGGUGGAGCAGCCCCGGUUCAGCAAGGCGUCCCGCACCCUGGCCUUCGUCUACCCCUACCUCUUCGACAGCAUCCCUCUCUUCUACAGGUUCUACCUGUGCGCGACGGAGAGCUGCACGGAGCCCGCCAUCCUGGUCCACUACAAGCACACGGUCUUCGCCUUCCUCACCUGCUUCAUCUUCGCCAGCCACCUGCCCGAGAGACUGGCCCCAGGGCACUUUGACUACAUCGGGCACAGCCACCAAGUUUUCCAUGUCUGCGGGAUCCUCGGCACGCACUUCCAGAUGGAAGCCAUCAUGAUGGACAUGGCCCAGGGCCACCACCGGCUCCCACCCUCCUCCCUGCAGACCCUGGGCUCCAUGGGCAUCUGCGUGGCCGUGAGCCUGGCUGUCAUCGGGCUCUGCUCCUCCUCCCUGCGCUUCAUGCCAGAGCCUCUCCAGAGGGAAAAACCACACGGGCAUUAGGCUUCACGUCUCCGUGGUGUUUCUGCUGCUCCCCAGGAGAGACCCUGAGCACCACCUCUAUGGUAGGGCACGAGGAGGGAGAGACCCUCAACACCACCUCUACGGUAGGGCACAAGGAGGAGUUUAUUUGCCUUCGCUCUCUGAGAAAAUGUUUAUUUAAAAUUUCCUCGAGAGCAAAAAAAAAAAACAUAUUGCACUGGUUUUUGUACAUAUAGCUUUAAAGCUGGGAGCAAUUAUGCAAAUGCUUUUAAUCAAGUUGCUAUUUCACCACAAGAAAUUAUUUAAAAUAAUCUUUUUUUUUUUUCUCCUGUGAAGGGGAGAUAAGUGCUAAUACUUUUCCAAAGCAAUAGGCAUUCAUCAGGUCUGCCUUACGGAGGAAUUGGGGGGCAAGUGAAUGUAGGUAAAGCUGGUCAUCUGGUGACAUGGACGUCCUUGUCAUCAGUGUAGACCAACAGCCAAGACUCCUUGGCAAAGGCACGAGCAAGGGCUCACCCAGGAGCUCCCUAACCGAGGUUUGCACCUUAAAAGUGGCAUUCUUUUGGAGAUUAAAACCUCAAAUAUCCCUGUUACACAGCCUUACGUGACACCCAAGUGCCUGACAGAUGUGGGAUUCAGAGAGACUAGAGUUUGCCUACGUUUUAAAUUCAGCAAUUUUUAAUCAUGACCUGAAAAGAGUUAUUCUAGAACUCUUCACGGGGCAUUCCUCCAGAAUAGCUUUAUUUUGGGUCCAAUUCCGGUGCAUAGGUAAGUCCUGGGAAAUUAAUUCUGACGGGAGAGGUGAGCUCGAGGUGAGAGAUGAGGAGGAGAUUCCUUAGAAGCGCUGUUUUGUACCGAGUGUUUAACACUCAAAGUUGUCUGGGGGCAGCUGUGCUGUCCAGAAAAAAGGUGUUUGACACCUUGUGGAGGGCACUGAGAAAGUCACCAGUCCAGGAGUCACUUCCCGGGGGCUACUGGAGGUGAGAUACAGGGCUAGACAGAAGGUGUGAGGGUGGUAGAGCCAUCACCUCCAAACUGCCCUCGUUUCUGGUCCCUCUUGCAGAGAAGAACGUUUUUCUUUUCAUGAGUGAAGAGGAUGGGGGUGUCUGGGGGGAAUAAAACAGCAGCUGAGCAAGAAGCGGGAGUGUGUGCAGAGCAGAGAGACGAGCGUUGUCAGAUGAGAGGCAGGAGUUGGAAGAGCUCAGAGGGUAAUGCACUGGGAGGGGUCAAACUCUCUAAUUUUAAAGCCUUUCCAGAGUUAGAGCUCUGCUCACCCAGCAAUAGCCACGUGCUCCGGCUCUUCCUCCUUGUCCUUUGCUGCUGCACCUGGAUUUCAUGGGCAGAAGCAGAGAGUCCUGGUCCGGGCGAGGGGGACGCAGCCCACAGGGACUGGUGGCUCCAGUGGCUGGGGGUGGCUCCAGC